AUGGCUCGCUUUCCCACUUUUUCUCCUGAAUCCGGCAACCCAUUCUCCAGCAGCCCCAGUUACUCAAACGGAAACUUGACCACAGCACGAACAAUGCCAGACCAAUCCACCAUUGACUUAUUCAAGGAUCGUCAUAACCGUUUGAUGAGCACGGAAAAUGAGAAGAAUAAACUUAUUGAAGACCUCCUGUGUCGCCUCGAGCUUACAGAGGACCAAUAUCAAAGAUCCCGACUUGACCAUGACAGGGAGAUCAGGUACAACCGGGAAGGUCAGAUGCGAGAAAAUCAACUACAAAAUCAGCUCCGCGGAGUGAAAGGACUUAUGGAUAGGAAUGCUUUCGUCGUUGUCCUUCUUGACGGCGACGGCAUGAUAUUCAGUGAAGAACUUCUCCAGCAAGGAGAAAAAGGCGGCAAGGAGGCAGCCAGUCAACUCUGGGGUGCAAUGAACGAUUUUGUUCACCGGGCUAUUCCUCAUUUAUCUUCGCCCAAGAUUUUAGCUCGAAUUUAUGCCAAUGUGAAAGGACUGGGCGAUGUGCUUCAAAUGUCUGGCAUAAUCGACAGAGCGACACUAUUUGAAGAUUUUGCUAGAGGCUUUAAUGGGAGUAAGCUACUCUUCGACUUUAUCGACGUUGGAAAUGGCAAAGACAAGGCAGAUGACAAAAUCACGGAAAUCUUCAAAUUGUAUCUACAUGACAUUCAUUGCCAUCAGAUCCUUCUGGGCUGUUCGCACGAUAACGGAUACGCUCGACUUUUAGAUGAUACUAUGGGAGAUGCUAUGCUUAUGGAUCAUAUUACUCUGCUUGAAGGAGUACCAUUCGAGCGAGAAUUGGCCAACCUCAGGGCGAGCUUUAGGACAACCAAAUUUGAUAACAUGUUCCGCGACACGAAGUUGGCGACUCCUUAUCAGCUCAAAAACGCACCAGGUCCAAUCCAGCGACCACUACAAACGAUUUUCGCUAACAUACCAAUCGGAUCGCCGCUCGCCCAGGUACCUUCAAACAGCACCACAGAUGAAAUCACAAACAGCACAACCACCAGCAUAACUUCCAAAAGCAACACCCCAGCUCCUACCUGGGCAUCAAUGACUGCCGCACCCUUCAUCCCCUCGGCGUCCUCUCCUGCCGCUCGAUCCGGCAUGAAGAACGGCACAGGCCCACUCAAAUCCACUCCAGGGAUCAACCGCAACCGUCUCGGUCAAAGAGUCGACGAUCUCGACGAAUCAAUACCAAACGAGGACAUCAAACGCGUCAAGAAGCUCAAACUAUGCAAUGUCUACUACCUGAACGGCGCAGAUGCUUGCAACAACGCCCGCUGCACGCACGAUCACGAUUACAACAUCACCAAGAACGAUCUCAAGACGUUGCGCCAAGUGGCGAGGAUGACGCCCUGCUACUUCAAGACGGAAUGCGACGACCCCAAAUGUAUCUAUGGGCAUAGGUGUCCGCAGAGCCAGCCGAACUCGAAGGAGUGCUGGUAUAAGGAGGAUUGUCGAUUUGCCGGGUGGGGCCACGGGAUUGAUACGAGGAUCUGCAAGACCACAAAGGUCUGA
Messenger RNA from Endocarpon pusillum Z07020, 1548 nucleotides. RefSeq lists its product as uncharacterized. The record is from RefSeq and is a predicted model, not a curated record. The transcript has 4 exons. NCBI's taxonomy places the organism in Eukaryota, Fungi, Ascomycota, Eurotiomycetes, Verrucariales, Verrucariaceae. Bases 1 to 1548 code for a protein of 515 amino acids.